UUAAUAUUAACUAAUAAUAAUUGUAAUUCUCGCCUCGUCGCGGUGGUGGUUACGCAGCGGCGAGACAUCAUACACCCACACCCCUGCCUCCCCGCGCUUACCCUCAACCCCACGCAAAACCGAAUCAAGAAACCGUCGCCGAUUCCCGCGGCCACGUCGACCGUCCCCCUCCUCUCCCCUGCCACCGCUCUCACCCAUUCCCUUCUCGGCGUCACCACGUGCGCCCGAUCGCGCCCCGAUUCUCCCGCGAUCCGUUCUCAUCUUUCACCCCCGAUCCCGUUUCCGUUUCCGCUUCCGCUUCCGCUUCCGCUUCCGUUACGUUUCCGUUUUCCCCUUCCCAUUUCCCUCCUCUUCUUCUCCUUCCCUCCUUCCUUCCUUCUCUUCGAUGCAUCCCUUCUGCUGCGCCACCCCCCCCACCGCCACCACAACGGCCGCCGCCUCACCGAGUUCUCCGCCUCCCUCCGCAGCGGUUCCUUCCACGACCUCGGAGGUCUCGUAGGGGGACCCCUCCACCUCCACCACCACAACCACCUCCACGGCGACGUGAAGCUGAACGAGAUCGUGGGCGGGGGGAUCUCCGGGAUCCUGCACAAGUGGGUGAACUACGGCAAGGGGUGGCGCCCCCGGUGGUUCGUGCUCCAGGACGGGGUCCUCUCCUACUACAAGAUCCACGGCCCCGACCGCAUCGACGUCAACCGCGAGACCGAGAAGGGAUCCAAGGUCAUCGGCGAGGAGUCCGUCCGCCGUCUCUCCCGCCCCCGCGACGGCAACGCCCACGCGCUCGCCCGCAAUCCCAUCGGCGAAGUCCACCUCAAGGUGUCUUCGAUCAGGGAGAGCAGAUCGGACGACAAGAGAUUCUCGAUCUUCACGGGGACGAAGAGGCUGCACCUGAGGGCCGAGACGCGGGACGACAGGGCGUCGUGGAUGGAGGCGCUGCAGGCCGUCAAGGAGAUGUUCCCAAGGAUGUCGAACAGUGAGCUCAUGGCGCCGGUUGACGCUGCCGCCGUGUCCACGGAGCGUCUGCGGCAGCGCCUUCUGCAGGAGGGGGUCAGCGAGUCCGCCCUCCAGGACUGCGAGCAGAUCAUGCGCAGCGAGUUUGCUGCGCUGCAGAACCAGCUCAUGGUCCUCAAGCAGAAGCAGGCCCUCCUCCUCGAAACGCUCCGCCAGCUCGAGUGCCAGGCGAGAGAUGCGUGAAUUUAGCUAGCCUUUUCUCACAUGAUGAUUAAGUUCUAGAUUUCACAAUUCAUGCAGUUUGCUAUUACUUAUUGGAGCAUAACCUUGUACUUUUCGGC
Molecule: messenger RNA, 1292 nt
Organism: Ananas comosus (pineapple)
Lineage: Eukaryota; Viridiplantae; Streptophyta; Magnoliopsida; Poales; Bromeliaceae
Product: oxysterol-binding protein-related protein 1C-like
Exons: 3
Cellular component (GO): cytosol; intracellular membrane-bounded organelle; membrane
Molecular function (GO): sterol binding
Source: RefSeq, a predicted model, not a curated record